UAGAGCGUAUCUUGAGAACAAAAGGUCUCCCCGGAAGCGCGUGAGGUUUACUUCAUAGUAGUCAUUGAAUAGUAGGAGUAGAUGAAUAGUUGGAGUGCAAAGUCUGCAAACCAAAACACUCGCUACUGCAAAUUAUCCUCAAAUUGUAAGUGGUUGUCUCGUCUGCUGGAAUGGCUCCAUUACUGAGCUCGUCAUGCAGGGUGCUGCUUUUCCUGCCUUUUAUUGGAGCAUGUUUCACGAAACAAACAAGGGCAGAUGGAGUUAGGUCUGAACUCAACAUCUUUCAUCACUCAUGUGCCCUGAAGAAAGACGAAGGACCUUGCAAGGCAAUCAAGUACAGGUUCUACUUUGACAUUGACACAGGUCGCUGUGAGCUCUUUGAAUAUGGAGGUUGUCAAGGCAAUGAAAACAAUUUCAAGACCCUGCAGGAGUGUGAGGAAAUGUGUAUUGUGAAAGAGAAUAAGAGUCCAUGCCACCUGGAGGAUGAACCCGGGCCAUGUCGAGGGCUGGUGCCUCGCUAUUUCUUCGAUCACAAGAGCCAGGAAUGCAAACAAUUCUUUUAUGGUGGUUGCUUUGGGAAUGCCAACAACUUCAAUACCAAAAAAGAAUGCCAGACCCGAUGUAUACUUAAUUCGAACCACAUGGAGGUGAAUGCUCCAGCUAAACCAGAGAAAGUAGAAGCCAAACCUGCUGCAGAACACCUCGCUAAACAUAAUGACGUUCCUUUGAAUGCACAUUCACCACAGCAUAGAGUGACGCAACCAGCUUCCCAAGAUGCAGAGUUAACACCCUCUGAGGUCUGCAUGAGUCCAAUUGAUAGGGGUGAAUGUAAUGGCUCAGAGAAACGAUUCGCCUACAACUCCAGGAUUGGGAAAUGCCAGAUGUUUAAGUACAGUGGCUGUGGAGGAAACAUAAACAACUUUGCCCACAAGAGACAAUGCAAAAAUAUGUGCAUGAAAGAUCACCACCAUAGAAAGGAAAUACGAAUCAAGACGAGGAAAUCAAACAUCCUAUUUCGAACUGUCUAGGACAAACAACAUUGUGUACUUCGUGUAUCAUGGUAGAGAAAAUAAGAAACAGUAUCUACCUGUAUUUGACCCACAGAUUAUUGUCAUUCAUAAAUCAUUUAUGGAGUAAUAAUGGAUUUCAACUUGGACUUCAAAUAAAAAGAGAUGUUGCGUAUUUUAAGUGUACAACACAAGAUCAUUUUCAGCCUAUACUCUAUAUUGUUUUCUGGGGAAUAAAUAACUAAUUUACAUUACAUUUUUAUUAUUCACAAUGGGGCUAUUUAACACGGAAUAAUUAUGGUUGUUAUAAAUAUUUGAUGAGGGUUCUAAAUCCUUUUUCUAUUAUUUAUUUUUUUUAUUAUAAUUGUUUGUUUUGUGUAAAAUUGUUCUCAAUGUUUAAAUUACCAAUCAUUCGUCUUUUUAUUACACGUAUACACUCCAAAUACGUAAGAAUAUUUGUGACAGCAAUUUGCUAUAAAAUUGCACUGUGGCCCUAAACUCUUGUUGUUUUGUAAAAAAUCAAUAAAAAAUAAUGACUAGGGGAAAUGAUAACC
This is a messenger RNA of Xyrauchen texanus (razorback sucker), 1561 nucleotides long. Its product is annotated as thrombin inhibitor hemalin-like. Gene Ontology annotation, biological process: negative regulation of peptidase activity. The transcript is spliced from 7 exons. Lineage: Eukaryota; Metazoa; Chordata; Actinopteri; Cypriniformes; Catostomidae. Gene Ontology annotation, cellular component: extracellular region. Gene Ontology annotation, molecular function: serine-type endopeptidase inhibitor activity. The coding region runs from base 171 to 1028 and encodes 285 amino acids. The record is from RefSeq and is a predicted model, not a curated record.